Messenger RNA from Malurus melanocephalus (red-backed fairy wren), 872 nucleotides. Its product is annotated as alpha-1-acid glycoprotein-like. Bases 100 to 747 code for a protein of 215 amino acids. The transcript is spliced from 6 exons. The record is from RefSeq and is a predicted model, not a curated record. Lineage: Eukaryota; Metazoa; Chordata; Aves; Passeriformes; Maluridae.
CGCUUGCGACAGCGGGGCAGAUCCGACACACCCUGUCCCUCCCGGCAGAGCUAUAGGAGCCGACAGCGGCCGUGUGUCCCUCACAGUGCUCGGACAGCCAUGGGCACGGCRGGGAUCGUGYUCAUCCUCAGCCUGGCAGCGSUGCUGCCCGCGGCCGCCGAGCCGUGCGGAGCGCAGCGCCCGGACAGCAGCACGGCCACCAAGCUGCUGGGAACAUGGUUCUAUGUGGCCGGGGCUGCCCAGUAUCCCCCGCACCGAGUGGAGAUGCUGCUCAUCGAUCACGCCUAUCUGCAUGUGGGACCCGGCGCCGGGCAGGAGCUGCUCAUCUCCCACUACGUGGCCGUGGGGAAUCAGUGUUUGACCAACAAUCUCACCUACCUGGAAAUCAUCCCUGGUAACGCCACGCUGGUGAAGAACGUCAAGACCCAUCAAACUGAGGGGAUGCUGAUGAACCUCAGCUCUGAAGAUCUGUUGCUCGUCCAGUACCAAAUGGAGAAGGAAAGGGUAUAUUUGGGGCAGUAUCUCUACGCCCGGAACCGGAGCAUAAGCAAAGCUGAGCAGGAGGAAUUCGAGCAGCACGUGGAGUGCCUGGGGCUGACAGCAGAGCAGAUCGUCUACGCGCCGUGGAAAACGGACGUGUGUCAGGAAGAGGCCGAGGGUGGCAAAGGCCCGCAGACGGAGCCCUCGGCUGCAGUCACAGCACCGCCUGCUCCRGGCACUCCCUGGCCUGGCAGCGCAGGGAACUGACCCCACCAUGGGCAAUAAACCUUUCCAAGWUUGAUGCAAUUUGGUGCCAAAUUGUGUGAGAGCAGAGGGUUCUGCAGAGGGCUCGCAGAUGGAAAAUAAACACCCAACUGACCUGAUGUGUCACU